UUAAAUAAAAAAGAAUAUACAUAUAUAUAUGUAUAUGUAUAUAUAAAUUGUAAAGUUUGUUAGUCAGUGCUAAAGGCUUUCAAAUCAUGCCCGUGAAGACAGGGGCCAAUGGCGGCGACUACGACUCCCAGGACGAGGCCAGCACUGAGCUGCUGGAAAAGCUCAAGCAUCUGGAUCGCCGUGUGGACGCCGUCGAGGGUGGAGGCUCUGGCGGCCUAUGCGGCCGGAGGUCGUCCUGCUGGCAGUCGGUGAAGUGGAAAUCGGCUCUCAAUCAUAUCGGAUUGCUGGUCUCCCUGUCCAUCUACUGUGGCGUGGGUGGUUUGAUAUUUCGCCACUUAGAGCGUCCCGCGGAAGUGCAACGUCUUACCGAUUUGAAGGAUGUGGUCAAGAGCCAAAGGGAACGCUUCAUGAGCGCCAUAUUGAACAACACCGAAGUGAACAAUCUCAAUGAGCUGUUGUCCUUUGAGCUGGCCAAAUAUGAAGCGGCUGUUCAAAAGGCGGCCGAAGGGGGCCUGCUUAUAGUCGCCGAUAAAGACUUCCCAGAGCCGUACGAGCGAUGGAGCAUACUGCAGGCUGUGUUCUUCUCAUCGACUGUGUUAACCACCAUAGGAUAUGGCAACAUUGUGCCAGUGACUACCGGCGGACGGGUAUUCUGCAUUUGCUUUGCCCUCAUCGGCAUACCCUUCACGCUCACGGUGAUAGCCGACUGGGGUCGGCUCUUUGCCACCGCCGUCUCAGUGUUUGGAAAACAUAUGCCCACCAAGCCAAAGUUUACCAAUUUCAUAGGAAAGACCUGGUUCUACGCCAUUCUGGCUGUUGGCUUCUUGGGUGUCUAUCUGGCCGCCGGUGCGGGUCUGCUCCUGCUUUGGGAAGAUGAUUGGACCUUCUUCGAUGGCUUCUACUUUUGCUUCAUUACCAUGACCACCAUUGGGUUCGGAGACCUGGUGCCAAAGAAACCCAACUAUAUGCUGCUCUGUACUCUGUACAUUCUCAUUGGCCUGGCCCUGACAUCGACGAUUAUCGAGCUGGUGAGGCGUCAGUAUGCCACCAGUUGGGCCAAGUUGCAGGAACUUUCCGGUCCCAUGGCGGAGACUUUGCGUCGCUUGGGUGAGACAGCCGGCACGGGUCUGGACUAUGCAGCGCUCCAAAAAGUCUUGACUGUUUCCAUGCCAAAGUGGAACAGCAAGAAGAACGACCACAGCCCGGAUAUUGCUGCGCUUGAGGCUAUCACCAAUGCCAUUCUAAAAGAGGUGAAGGAGGCACAAAAUAAUAAGCCCAAGGUCCUGCAAAUUGUCAUCUACGAGUCCUCUGUCUAAGGAGCAACUAAACAGCGACCGAUGUAGAAUAAGAGAUGGCUAGAGAGAGAGCUUCCACCAAUAAUCUACAGCAUAAUCUUCGGGCCACAGCAAAAAUAUCAGAAAAUAUCACAGUUACGAUUAGUUAGGCUUGAAUUGAGUUGAAGGUUGAGGGUUGCCAUUGGUGACAGUGGGCACUAGCUAAGGCGUACCACUGCCAGACUUCCAUAAGUUAAUGUCUGUACAUAUAGCUAUUAUAUAGUCAAAUGUCUAGGCAAUAAUAUUGCUCAUACGUACUGAGAUCACAGCAUACAUACUUACAUACUAUAAUUAAUUAUUUAUUUAAA
Molecule: messenger RNA, 1642 nt
Organism: Drosophila persimilis
Lineage: Eukaryota; Metazoa; Arthropoda; Insecta; Diptera; Drosophilidae
Product: TWiK family of potassium channels protein 7
Exons: 8
Coding region: 87-1316 (409 amino acids)
Biological process (GO): potassium ion transmembrane transport; stabilization of membrane potential
Cellular component (GO): membrane
Molecular function (GO): potassium ion leak channel activity
Source: RefSeq, a predicted model, not a curated record